Molecule: messenger RNA, 768 nt
Organism: Prunus armeniaca (apricot)
Lineage: Eukaryota; Viridiplantae; Streptophyta; Magnoliopsida; Rosales; Rosaceae
Source: the annotation of a GenBank genome assembly
AUGUCUAGACCUUCCCCUGCAGGUUCUGUACGUUUUCCAAGUCAAGUUUACUCAAGUGGACAUCCAACUCUAGGCAAUGAGUUAAGUUUUCCAUCAAUGCCAUACCAUUCAACUUAUAAAAAUGGGCAACCAACUCUAUACAACCAGCUAGAUUAUACUAAUUAUCAUAAAACUAAUCACAUUGGAAAUAGGAUCACCAGCAACAAGGAAUUGGCUGGCUUUAGACAGGUGGGGAGCUUUGUCAGAAACAGUAAUUUUGAUGGGAACAAGAACUUCUCUACUUUUGGUGAUCAUGAUCAUUCAAAUUUAGUAGUUUUCCCAAUAUUCCUGCAUAAUUCUACACAACAAGAAGAGCAACAGCAGCAGCAACUUCAACCACAGGUUCUGUUCUCAUCACCAUUGCAAAUGCCUUCUCCGCCGCCACAGACACAGGAGCAACAAGAAAAUGACAUUCUUGGGCAGGAAAGGCAACUUCAACCACAGUUUCUACCAUCACCACCAUUGCAAAUGCCUUCACCAUCACCUCUGCCAGCAGCAGCAGAGCAGCAAGGAGAACAAGAUGACAUUUUUGGGCUUGAAAAACAACUUAUGCAGUCACCACAAUGGCAUAUGCCUUCAAUGCCUUCAAUGCCAGCAGCACCAACAGCACAUGAGCAAGAGAAAGAUGACAUGUUUGGGAUUGAAAGUGAAGAAACUGAUGACUUAUUUGACAUUGCAAAAGGCACCACUCAACAUAUCAAUGAUGCUGAUUUUGUUGAUUUAUGGUGA